AUGAACAGUACCAUGACCUCGAGCCUAGCAGCCGGUGCUGCAGUCCCUAUAUCCCGUCACUUCAACGAGUACGAUGAGUAUAAACUCAUUUUGCCGACUUCAAUGUACCUUGUCGGCUAUGCAUGCGGUCCUAUGCUUUGGGGCCCACUGUCGGAAUCGUACGGCCGCAAGGGAACUAUGGUGAUUUCUUUCGGCAUUUUCACAAUCUUUUCGGUCGCUUCAGCUCUUGCACCGAACUUUGCAGCGCUAGUAAUCUUCAGAUUGCUGGUUGGCGUGGGAGGCAGCUGUGCCAUCAGCGUUGUUGGUGGUAUAUGCGCGGACAUAUAUCACAACCCCAAGUAUCGUGGUAGGAGUAUGGCUAUCUUCAUGGCUGCGACAACCUUUGGCCCGAUUCUAGGCCCCUUGGUAUCAGGCUACAUUGCAGUCGUCUCUUGGAGCUGGGCCUUCUGGGUUGGAGCUAUAUUCGCCGGCGCAACAUGGCCGUUGUUCUACUUCUUUGAUGAGACAUAUGGUCCAACAAUCUUGAAGCGUCGGGCUCAUCGGUUACGCAAAGAAACUGGUGAUGAAAGGAUCGCAGCACCGCUGGAAUUAGAGAAGACAGAUUUGAACCACAUCGUCACUGUCAUCUUGACUAGACCAUUGCGCAUGAUUUGCUUCGAGCCUUUGGUAUUGUUCACUUGCUUGUACCUGAGUUAUGCCUAUGCCAUUUUUUACAUAUUUUUACAGUCCUAUCCCAUCAUAUUCCAAGGUAUCUAUCACUUUAAUGCUGGAGAGACCGGCAUUGCAUUUCUCCCCAUUGGCGUCGGUGCAGUCAUCUCUGCUGGUAUCUAUCUUUCUUGGGAUUGGUACCUGGCACGCUCUCAACGUCUUAAUCGGCCUUGGUCACAGAAUGAAGAGAUGCGUCGUCUACCUCUAGCAUGUAUAGCAGGUCCAUUUUUCGUCAUCAGUGCGUUUUGGCUUGGCUGGACAAGUAGAGAAGGCAUACACUGGAUCGUGCCUACUCUCGCCGGCAUCUUAUUUGGCAUGGGUUACCUGUGUCUGUUCAUGGCGCUACUCAAUUACCUCGUUGACGCAUACGAAGUUUUUGCUGCAAGUGCAAUGGCCGCCGCCUCAUUAUCCCGAUCUUCUUUCGGUGCUGUGCUGCCGUUCGCUGCAAAGCCGAUGUAUAGGGCUAUGGGUGUGGCGUGGGCGACGAGUCUACUAGGCUUCUUUAGUCUGGCGCUUUGUGUUGUGCCAUUUGUGUUUAUAAAGUGGGGUGGUACGAUGAGGGAUCGAAGUAAAUUCUGUCAGUAUUUGAGGCAGAAGAAGAUGGAAGAGGAGAAAGAGAGAGAGAGCGAAAGAGCGAAGGAGAAAGACCGAGCGAGAUUGAUGGCCAAUGAAGUCAGCGCUGAGACAAACGAGAUCAAGGCGAAGGAGGAUGUGUAG
Messenger RNA from Alternaria arborescens, 1425 nucleotides. RefSeq lists its product as hypothetical. The transcript has 6 exons. The record is from RefSeq and is a predicted model, not a curated record. Lineage: Eukaryota; Fungi; Ascomycota; Dothideomycetes; Pleosporales; Pleosporaceae. The coding region runs from base 1 to 1425 and encodes 474 amino acids. Gene Ontology annotation, biological process: transmembrane transport. Gene Ontology annotation, molecular function: transmembrane transporter activity.